Messenger RNA from Xyrichtys novacula (pearly razorfish), 12041 nucleotides. The record is from the annotation of a GenBank genome assembly. Lineage: Eukaryota; Metazoa; Chordata; Actinopteri; Labriformes; Labridae.
CUCUUUAUUGACAGACUUUCUGUUCCUCUCCGUGACUCCACCGUCUAUGUGUCCAAAAAUAAAACCAGACCGACUCUUUACGCGUGAAAACGGACACUUUAAAGAGCCGUUCCUCUAAACCCACUCAGUCUCUCUCUAAUUUAGUUCAGACCGCCUCUAAACUCAGACCGGGUUUAGGGAGUGGAGGGAGGUGAUUGGAGGUCAGAGGUUUCUGGUUCACCGGGGCAGGCGGUGCAGUUCUCGGUCUGAGACACUGGGUGCUGCUGGGGAGGAGGCGCAGACAGACCCGGACCUCAGACUGAGGCGCGACGUGGAAAAAAAGCAGAAUGGCAUUCAGGUCUUUUCAGCUCCGACACAUGAGAGAGAGAAGAAACUGAUCCUGUCUGAGGAGGAUCUGCAGCUGACAUGUAGAUUCAUACAGAGAAGAAGAGGAGGAUCAUCGAGACCAUGGACGGAGGACUGACGAUCACCUUUAUCUCCGUGGCCAUGUUUUUGGGCACGUUUAUCCUCGGAUUCAUCCCGCUGUUGUUCAGACUCUCGGAGGUAAGAUCUUUACUGUCUGAACUUCAUGUAAUCUGUGCGUCCUCUCUGCGUCACUGCGCAGAGUUUAAAUUGUUGUUUUUGUCCAUGGGAUUUGGUGCAUACUGUUUGCUUAUCAUAGAAGGAGGAGACAGAAACCCUGCAGCUGUUUUCACAGUGACAUAAAUCAGUGUGGGAAGUAUUGGACCCGGAUCAGCUGAAGUCAUGUGUCUGUCCACAGAGAAGUCUGCAGUUCGUCUCUAUCCUGGGGGCCGGACUCCUGUGUGGGACAGCACUGGCCAUCGUCAUCCCUGAGGGAGUGGGUUUACUGGAGGAGUCCUGGAGUGGUGAGGAGGACUGUCUGUUAAAAUCCUCAUAAACCUGUGGUCCAGGGUUCAACUGCAGUUUACUUAUAAUUAAAACAAACUCCUGAUUUAAUCCUCUCCAACCUCAACAGAUUUAGGAGACUUUAUCUUUUAGUUCAUGACAAAGAGUAAAAUAAUUCAAAACUCACAUUAGGAAACCCAGAAAAGUUAGUUUCAUCCUUUUAAUCAGAUCAUUUGUGUUUAAAUUUUUAUGCUAAUAGCCCACAUGAUUCUUAAACUAGCAUUUUUGUCACUUUUAUCAUUUUUGGUCUGACUUUGUUGAUAAAUUGUAGUUUAAAAAUAAGUAAAUCAGAUUAAAAAGAGAAUAAAAGUUCAUCAAAUUCAAUUACAAAGUGACCAAAUCAUAAAAAUAACUCCAAAACACUUAAAGCAGUUCAAUAAGCUCUCGGUGCAAACAUUGAGAUAAAUCAUGUUUCUUUUGUUAUUAUCUCUUUAUUUGCAUUUUCAGUUUGAAUAUAAACAAAUCACAGGUUAAAUAAAUGUACUUAAUAAAUCCCCCCAGUCCCCUCCCCCAACACCUCAUGUUCCCAGAUCCUCUAAAAGGAAAAGAAAGUAAGAAAGAAAGUAAAUGAAUAAAUAAAUAGUAAUAAUAAAAAGGAUAAUAAUAAAGAUAAAAUACACCGUGAGUUAUCCUGAACAUACAGUACAUUGUAAAUAAAAUUAAAUUGAGUUACUGGAUUAAUCAGUUUUCUAAAAGCAUGUGUAAGACCCCUUUAUUUUCUACAUUAGGACAGUUUUUUAUUCCAAAUUCAUGAAAUGUUCUCUUGACUUUUACACGUGCUGCACCACGAGAUCUGAAACCAGGACCUGAAAGUGCUGGUUCAGGUAAAUAUUCAGGGUUUACAGGAUGAUGAAAAUAAUAAUGUCACAGUCCAAUAAAUACACAUGAAACAUCCACUCAGUAUCGCCGUGGAGCACAGUUCUCCCAAAACUGCUCACUAACAUCCUCUGAUUCCUGCUGAAUGUGAGUUUUUUCCCAGUUCAGUUUCAGUUUCUUUGUAUUUAUUCUGAGAUAACGUUGAUUUCUUGCUGUGUUUCUACGGUGUGCUGAGAGGGACAAACUUAAACCUGUCUCUGUGCAAAAAUAAAUCAGUAACUUUUAUCGUCUUCAUGAAUUGAACUCGUAGUCGGUGUGUAAACAGGACUAACUGCUUCUGUUCCUGACAGUUUAGUGUUGAACAGUCUGGAGUGGGUCGGUAAAUUCUGGUUCUUGUCGGUUAAAUGUUAUUCAGAUGAGUGAAUAUUGAGUUGAUCGUCUCGGAGGAUGAAAGGCGUCUCUCUGGUCUUCAUGUUUUUGUCUCUUUUGUCUGAAUUCGAUCAAAGCUCCUCUCAUCCUUCAUCUCUCCGCAGCUGAACCCUCCUCUGAUGUCCACUCAGCUCUGAACGACUCGGAUAAAAACGCCACCUCCACAGAGCGAGGACCUCCGCCUCGCUUCUUCAUCGGGUUGGCUCUGACCUUCGGCUUCACCCUCAUGUUCGUGGUGGAUCAGAUCGGGAAUUACCUCUCAGUGCGAGGUGAGUCUGCAGAUCUCCUGCUCUGACUCCACCUGUCUUUCUAUUUUAUUCACAUCUCUAAAACUUCUUCAUCGUCUCGUUUCAGACCAGUCGUCUCAUUUGCAUAACAGCGUUGGCAUCACAGCCACUCUGGGACUGGUUAUUCACGCCGCAGGUAAAACAAACACUUCCUGUCUAAUCCUCUGCUUUUGUGUUUGCUCACCGCACACAAGAUGUUCGGAGGAAUUCAAGACCUGAGGAGGGAAAAUUCCCAACAAAGCAGCCGAGUUAUUCAUGAGUUCAUGUGACCGGACUCAUGUGAUCCCUCCUCCUCUGUUUCAGUCUUUUAUGGUUUUAGAGGACUUCAUGAACGAGUGCAGAAAAAACAGACUCAACAGAGAAACAACAAGUCCAGCAGGUUACAGAUUUAGUGCAGAGAGAUUUAAUCCACUUUGAAGUUGGUAUUACAGACUUAUUUCGGCUUUUUACUACUUUAUUGAAAAACAAAAGUAGUACACUUAAAUAAAGAGGAGUGAUUUUGUCAGGAUCUCUCAAAAUCAGCUGAUUUAUGUAGAAGAACAAACUCUAUCAUUGGAAAACUGUAGCCGAGCUUAUUUAGGAGCCAAAGUGAGCAACAUCUAUGCCACUUCAGAGGGACAUGUAACUCAUACUGUUAGUUUUUUAGUAUAUCAAAAAUCUAUCAUUUAAAAGCCUUUAAAUAUUGUAUUUGUAAAAGAAAGUUUCAGGUCUUUAAAGUCCUGGAAUUAAACUCCAGGAUUCCUGCAUGAACCCUGGUUUGAAGACUCGGAGUGGAGGACGUGUGAUGGGUCAGAACAAGCCGCUCAUAAACUGACUUUUCAGUCCUCCUCUGGACCCUCAUGUCGGGCUGGUUUAGACCUGAACUCCUCAGGGAGGUCGGCUGAUAAUAAUCCAAAACCUGAUUAAGGUCUCAGUCUUUUCUGCACAGUCUAGUAAGAGAGGAACACGGUCUUGUUAUCAGCCCUGAACUCUCUGAGUCUCCUUAAAAUACAGAAACUGCACUUUUCUUCAUGAGGAGCUGAAGUGAUGACCUCUUUUACCAUGAACCUUUAAUGACGUGUGACUAUAAUGUGGUCAGUUUGGACAUUACGCUCUACUACUCAUGACGAAUCUUACGUUUGUAAAGUGCAGCCGGACAGCAGCACACCUUUGGACUUUGCACCUUAACUUAAGACACGAGUCGCUCAGAGCUGCAGUAAAAAAAAAAGGGAACAACAAACUUUUCUGCCUUUUCUUCACUUUAGUUCAGACUUUAGGAUGAAAAGUUCCUGAUGUUGACGACUUCUAAGGUCCCGAGCUCUACUGCAGAUUCUUAACAGAGCUGGAAAUAAGAGUUCACCGAUGUUAGCUUAGUCCAAAUUAUCACUGAAUUACAAAUACAUGAAUAUAGUUUCAUUAAAAAAGGGACUGUUGUUAAGAUUAACGAGUCUUUUGUUUGGUUGCAGCUGAUGGAUUCGCUCUGGGUGCGGCUGUCGCCACAGGUCAGGUGUCCGUUCAGGUGAUCGUGUUUUUCGCCGUGAUUCUGCACAAGGUGAGGAACGUUUUAGUUUCAAUGAAAGAGGUAAAAGUUUGUAAAAAUGUUCCUAGCAGACCAACACCACCACCAACAAUUAAAUUGCAAUACUACACCCCUAAUUAUUUAUUAAUCAUGUGCAAUAUCAAUAUCAUCAUCAUCACAUCCAUACCUGUUUUUGUUGGCACUGAUUAGGCCUGAACGAUAUAUCGUUUGACUAUCGUCAUCGCGAUGUACGUGUGUGCGAUAGUCACAUCGCAGAGCCUGCGAUAUUGGAGGUGAAUGAACUCAUUUAAUUUCAAGGGUAACCGACUGAGAUACACUCCAUGUGACUCUGCAUGUGCUGUGCAGCGAUCCACCAAUCGCCUUCGUCCUUAACUCAGUUGCCAAUCAGACUCACUUCUCAGUUGCCAAUCAGACUACCCUGCCAGCUGUCAAUCAAAAUCAGGGAGGAGAAAACCCACCCCUGCACAUGUUCUGCACAUGGAGGGAGACGUGUGUCCGCUGAGAAUUACUUUCGGAACUUUACUCAUGACUAUUAAGCCCAGCAAAUAAGAACUGUAUGGGUUUUAAAUUGUACAUUUCCGUGGACCACUCUACUAUAAGCAGUGCGCGUUUUGCGAGGUGCAUGCAAUUCUCGGAGGACAUGCGUUUCUCGGCACAACACCGCUAACAACAACAACAACGAUCGCAAAAUGAACAACGAACAAGCGAAAACCACCGAAAAUGAAGAUUUGUUGCCAAAAAGAAAAGGAAAGUCAGUUAUCUGGAAUUAUUUCGGUUAAAAGAAGGAUGAUGUUGACCAAAACACGUGUUCUGUGUUCACCUGUUGCCACAAUAACGUCCCAGCACAAUAAAAGCUGAAAAUAUCUCUGAGACAGACAGAAGCCGUUCUACUAACAUUCACAAAAAGAGGUAAGAUCAGAGCAGAUUAACUGUCCUCAAGAUUUUAGCAAUGCAGCAUAACAUUAAGUGCUAUUCAGGUCAUCUGGUGAAAAUACUGUAUUUUUAAUAUCGCAAUAUAUAUCGCAGGGUUGAAAAAAUUUGCAAUAUUAUUUUUUUCCAAUAUCGUGCAGCCUUAGCACUGAUCUUUCUUUCUCUUCUAUAUUUUUCUCAUACUUGUCUAUAAUAUUGUUCUUUAGUUGUACUGCUCUUUCCUCCUUUUUUCUGUAGUUCUUCAUCUUAUUUAAUUGUUUUUUGGACCCAUUAUUAAUGUGUAUGUUGUGUACUGCUGCUGUUAAUGACUUAAUUUCCCCACUAAGGGAAUGAAAAAUGGAAAUCUAAUCUACAAAAGGACGUUUAAAGACGUGAUGACGAUGUUCUUUCUCCUUCAGGCUCCUGCAGCUUUCGGUCUGGUCUCCUUCUUGAUGCACGCCGGUCUUGAGAAGAGGUUCAUUCAGGGUCAUUUACUCGCCUUCUCAGCCGCUGCUCCUGUAGUCGCCAUCGCCACUUACUUCAUAUUACACGCAGUAAGAACGCACACAUCAGCUGAUGUUUACUCAGGUGUGCUGAAGGAUUUGGUGUCGUCUUAAUUUGGCGUGUUUUCGUCCACAGUCCGGCGGCUCCUCUCAGAACCAGCUCAGUGCGACAGGCGUGGGGAUGCUCUUCUCAGCCGGGACGUUCCUCUACGUCGCCACUGUCCACGUCCUUCCUGAGAUCAGCAGAGUGGAGCAACAAUCCCCCGUCCUCCAGCAGCACGCAGGCGCCGAGGGGCAUCAGCACCGACACCUGGGACUCCUGGAGAGCCUCACCCUCAUCCUCGGGGUCGGGCUCCCCGUGGUUUUGGCCCUCGGGCUGAGCGACGACUGAGAGAGAAACACGAGGGCGUUUAAGGUCAGAGUGAAGAGAGACACAGCGCCGCCACGCCUUAAAGGAAAACUGUGAGCCCCUUUAAUGAAGUGUACUUCCUGUGUGUCGAGUAAACAAACGCCACGUUUUCACCAGAAGUGCCAAGAAAAUGUCAGUCCAAGGAGAAGAAAAGUUCCUCCAGAGGACUGAAAUACUUUUGAGGAUUAAAUUAAUUUACCUGCUGAGGUGUGAAAAAGACUCGCCUGUCUGAUAUUUAACUUCACAGAAACACCCACGAUCAAUUAUUUAAACUAAAGAGUCUUUAAACCACCAGGUCACCUUCACACGAAAACUUGGACUCUGUAUUUAUUCCACCUGAUGCACUUUCCUUUUUUAAAGUCUAAAAUUUCUGUUAAAUUUGAGUCGAUAUUUUCCACUUUCUCCCAAAGCACGACUCUGUUUGUGACUAAAAUCCGAGUUGUAUUGUUUUUCUUCUAACGUCACAUCAGGGUAAAAUGACAGAAUUUACUCACCUGAGUUCAUCCCUCAAAGUUUUUAUCAAGAUAUUUCAAAACUCUUCCUGGAAAUUUAGCAGAAAUCGACCGAACAGAAAAAACACAAAAACAGCGACAGUCUGCUGAAAAAACAAAUCAAUGUCUCUGUGAGUUUGAUCAAAUAUUGAAACAGAGAGGAGGGAGGCGGUGAUCCGGACUUUAUCUGACCGAUUACAGACCCACAAGAGCUUUAGGCUUUAUACACCAUCGACUUAUACAUUUAUUUUAUAACGACUUAUUUAUUUAUUUAUUGACAAACGAUCCCAAAUUAUCGUUAAUGCAGCAACAGGACGUGAACUCCAGAGACCUCAGACCUGUCGGCUCCAGGUCCGUUUGUAUAAAACAGGAGGACUGGUUUCUCUCUUAGUUAGAUGAUGAUGAUGAUGAAGUUCUGAGACUCCAACAAUGUUAGUGACCUAGUCCACUAUCUGGACGGGAACAGCUGGAGAUCCAAACACUAAACUGGACCGUCUCAUUUUAGUUCAGCCUCAGAGGUCUGUGAAGACCACAAAGGUUGGUCCAUCAAGAACUGGAUCCUUCAAAGAAUGGAUCUCUCAAAAGCUGGGUCCAACAAAGACUUGGUCCAUUAAAGGGAUAUUCCGGCAUAAAUUAAUUUAGGGUCAAACCCACCAUAACACCGAGUUAGACUCCCCCUCCAGAGAUGAAUGUUGCGGACCGCUUGCUUCUCUAGUUAUACCAACUUUAGUAACGACCGCAGGAUAGAAAUACAGAGAGCCACGCCCCCAACCAAAACACCACUCUAUAGCCACAAAUAAUGCUCAGAACAGCACCUAACUUCAUCAACAGGACAUAUAGGGUCACAGACAUAGUACUAGACACCAAACAUCUUUUUAACUUUGACUCAUUUCUUUAACAAAGAGACGUAACACAACUCACCUACUCGACUACAGCGGGGUGCCACAGCUCAAGGAAGAACAUUAAUGAUCAUUUCUUUAUCAUUUCCUUGAAGUAAUAAUCACCAUAUUAAUCAUUUUUCACUGCAGACGCGGCCGUUCUUCUGCCUUAGCGUCUCGGUCUGAUUGUAUUUCCAUGAAGAAAUGAUCAUAAAUGUUCUUCCUUGAGCUGCGUCACCCCACUGUAGUCCGUAAUGGACUGGCCUGAGGUCUCUCUACAAACAAGCGUCUGCUGGAAGAGAGUAGGUGAGUUGUGUUUAGUCUCUUUGCCAAAGAAAUGAGUCAAAGUUAAAAAGAUGUUUGGUGUCUAGCACUAUGUCUGUGACCCUAUAUGUCCUGUUGAUGAAGUUAGGUGCUGUUCUGAGCAUUAUUUGUGGCUAUAGAGUGGUGUUUUGGUUGAGCGCGUGGCUCUCUGUAUUUCUAUCCUGCGGUCGUUACUAAAGUUGGUAUAACUAGAGAAGGAAGCGGUCGACAACAUUCAUCUCUGAGGGGGGGUCUAACUCGGUGUUACAGUGUGUUUGACCCUAAAUUAAUUUUUACACCGGAAUAUCCCUUUAAAACUGGGGUCCUUUCAAGACUUGGCCCUUCAAAAACCAGACCCUUAAACAGCUAGCUCUCUUAAGUUGGGCCCUUCAAAAGCUGAGUCUUUUAAAGGUUGGUCCCUUAAGAUCAGGGUCCUCUAAAGGUUAAACCGGUUCUUUGAAGAGUCUUGAGUCCUUGGAUCUUCCCCUGAAUCUGGAACAGCUCAUGUUCUGAACUGAUCAGACAGAUUUGCUGCAGUAAAAGACUCUUACAGACUCCUGUUGGGUUACAGAGACCAGGGACUUCCCGUGACUUUCCUUCGAACCCGGUCCCUGAUGAGAAAAGGCGCCUUUGAAAGACCGAGCUCUGAUCCGGGAAAGUUUCGAGGACAGCUUUUGUUUGUGUAUCAUAAAAUCUCUCCGGCUCUGAGAAUCUGAUCGUCUGGAGACAAAAGGAAGGCGGUGCUUGUUGCCAGGUUUGAAAUCAACAAUCCCCUUUGGGUCGUUUAUUCUGGUGACUGAAAACAUGAGGGAGUGUCACCUUCAGCUCAGAUCGAUUUACAGGAACAACAAAUACGUCCCAACAUCCAGAGAGAAGAUAAUAACUCAUUUGUUUGAUCAAACUAGUCCUGCAGCUUUUGGUCUCCUGGAUAUUAGAGAGUGUUUCAGGAUGUCAGAGUCAGGAUCUGAAACAGGUGGUAAACAGGAACAGACAGAAACAGACGGACAGAAACAGACAGUUGUGUUUGUGAAGUGACUGGAUUAGACUUCUCUCUGUUUUGGUUCCUCUUUCAGUUCCUUCAUGAAUGGUUUUUUUUUUCGGAUCAGGAGAUAAUAAAACAUGUCGGCUCUCGUUCUGAUGUCUGUUUCUUCACACAAACACUUUCUGAGCUCAGAGGCAGGGUGUCGGAUACUAAUUCAUUUUUAAUUACUGAUGUGUCAGGUUACACCGGGCUUUAAGCAGAUAAACAAAAUGAAAAACAGGCAGAUUACUCUUGAAGUUAAAUUCAUGUCUUUAUAAAACUUUUAUUUACAGCAGAAGUCGACGAGAGAAUAAGGAAAAAGUUUUAUUUAAUACAGUCCAUAGUCUUUAAUCCCCACAUUUUUUUUUUCUAACAUGCUGAUGCUUUAAAGGGACAUUCCGGCGUAAAAUUAAUUUAGUUUAAUUUAAUUUAUAACCACAAAUAAUGCUCAGAACAGCACCUAACUUCAUCAACAGGACAUAUAGGGUCACAGACAUAGAACUAGACACCAAACAUCUUUUUAACUUUGACUCAUUUCUUUAGUAAAGAGACUAAACACAACUCACCUACUCUCUUCCAGCAGCCAUUUGAUUGUAGAGAGACCUCAGGCCAGUCCAUUACGGACUACAGCGGGGUGCCGCAGCUCAAGGAAGAACAUUUCUGAUCAUUUCUUCAUGGAAAUACAAUCAGACCGAGACGCUAAGGCAGAAGAACUACCGCGUCUGUAAAAUGAUUAAUAUGAUGAUUAUUACUUCAAGAAAUGAUAAAGAAAUGAUCGUAAAUGUUCUUCCUUGAGCUGCGGCACCCCGCUGUAGUCCGUAAACUACAACCGGGUGCUAUCGUGCGGUAGUUACUGAAGUUGGUAUAACUAGAGAAGCAAGCGGUCGACAACAUUCCUCUCUGGAGGGGCGGGGUCUAACUCGGUGUUACGGUGACUUUGACUCUAACUUAAUAUUACGCCGGAGUAUCUCUUCAAGACUCUCGUCCAUAACACUGAAGUAAACAUGAACCAUCAGUCUGGUCUCCUCCUUUGGCUCACCUUCCUCUCCCUGAAUUGCUCCAUAAUUCCUCUCUUCUUAUCUGCAGCACAUGUCGAAUCCUAAACUCUGAUGUCAGCCCUCAAACACUCCAGCUGCUGCAGACCAAAGUUAACCCUUCACUCCCCGACCUGCAGCUCCAAACCCUCAGAAGACUCAAAACUCUAAAAACUCGACCUGUUUUUAUGAACGUGUAAAAGAUUUGGCACUUUGAGAAGGUCCGUUUGUCUCUGAGUGAAGCCGGUACCAACAUGUGGUUUCAGGAUCAGAUCAUGGGUAGAUGGAGGUCACAUGGAGGCGGUCUGGGAGCCUCUCUACAGUCAGGGUCAGAGGUCAUAUCUUCAUGCGGCUCAUGGCGGCGCUCAGCUGGGCCUCCCGAACCAUCCGAUCAAACGUCCGCUUGUGUGUCUGCUGCCUGACCUGGUCCCUCAUGUGGAAGGAGGCCCGGACCAGCCUGUUGGCCUCCUCCUGGAUCUGCUCCCUCUGCCUCCUCAGCCUCUCCCUCCUCCAGUCCUUCAUGAAGACGGCGCUCUCUCUGACCUUCCUCUCCUCCUCCUCCUCCCUCUGGAUCUUCUCCCUCAGCCUCAGGUGGAGGAGCUGCCUGUGUUGGUUGCGUUGUUGUGUCUGCAGCGCUCUGGUGUGGUUCUGGGUGGAGGCGUGGAUGGCGGCUCUCUGGGAGCGUCUCUGGCUCAGCUGGACCAGGAUCUGUUUCUGGGUCAGGUUCUGGACGUUCUGCAGUUUGGCCCUCAGCUGGACUCUCUGGAUCUGCUCCUCCUCCUGCUCUGCCCGCUCCCUCAGCUCCUUUAGACGCGCCUCUGCGACCUGAGCGCGUUUCUCACAGGAGCGCUGCUGCUUCAUCUCCAGUAUGCUCCUCAUGUGCGCCUCCUCCUCCUCCAUCUGCUGCUCCACCUGCUGCUUCAGGAGGAUGUGUCUCAGCAGCUCUUUUCGGUUCUCCUCCUGCAGCCUCCUCCUCUCCUUCUCCCCCUGCUGCGCUCUGCUCCUCCUGGCCUUGUGCUCCUUCUCCGCUGCCACCUGCCUCUCCCUCUCUCGCUCCCUCAUCUCCACCUCCUCUUUCUGUCUCAGAAGCUUCUCCUGGUAGCGUUUCCGGUCUUGUGCCUCCUUCUGCACGGCCUCCAUCUUCUGUUGACGCUGGGCCUCCACCUCCUCCUUCAGCCUCCUCCACCUGUCUUCCUGCAGCAGCACCUCCUGCUUCAGGUGUCCCAUCUUCUCCUGCUCCUGGCUCUCCUUCAGCCUCCUCCGGGCCUGCAGCUCCUUGUUCCAGUGCUUCACGCUCAGCCUCAGCUUCCUCCUCCUCUGUUUCUCAGCCUGGGCACGCUUCUCGUCCUCCUUCUUCUUGGCCUCCUGUCUCUCUUGCUCCUCCUGCAGGGACAGCUUCAGGCUCUCCUCCUCCUCCUCGUGUUUGACCAGCAUUAGAGCAGCGAUCUUACGGUCCCUCUCAGGUAGGAUCACACACAUCUUCCUCCUGAUGUCCUCGGUCAGCUGUUGGAGUUUCCUCUCAGUCCUGGGGGAGUGUCGGAGGUCUCCCAGCCUGGAGCUGCACACUGUGCUCCUGUCUCUGAGGGAGGUGCCCACACCUGAACAGGUGGAUUUACUCACAGAUUGACUCUUUAAACACAGAUCUGCAUACGGGACAGUCUCUGCUGACUCCUCCUGCAGGCCUGGAGACACUUUGCUGCAGCUGAGCCUCCUCCUGUCCCCCUCCCCCUCCUCCCUGAUAAUCCUCUCCCUCUCCCCCCUGCACAUUUGUAAAAGCUUCGUCCUCUCCUUCUCGUAGGUCUCAUGCAUCACUUUAACUGCCUCGAAGGGCGCCUGUUGCUGCUCGGCUAUCAGCUCGUUUAAGGAUUUAAUCAGGAGAGCCACCGGUCUGAUCCCCAGCCGAGCGCAGGACUCCAGAGAGCGGGGACUCGUCAGGACGUACCGGCUCCUCUCUGCCUCUGUGGAGUCAAAGUUGUUGAGGUCCAGGUGGAGUCCUGGGGAGGUGAACCUCUGCUCCUCCAUGGUGGAAGGUAGACAGGUACUCACUCCUCGUGGUUCAGGUGUAAACUUCACGAGCUCGGAGCUGUUUCUGCGCUCGUGCUCCUGCAGGUCUCCUUCUCUCAGAGGUCAUGGAGGGAUUAGAGAGGAUUUCUGCGAGGACGUCUGCACCUCUUUACUGCAACAGGAGACAACAACACACCGACAAGAGGAAAAUUUAAUUAUGAAAUGGCUUAUGAAUAGUUAGCAGAAGUUAUUUUGUUCUUAUUGCUUCAACAAAAAUGAGAAAUUAAAAAUGACUGAUGGAAAGUUAAAAUUUAAUAAAGUUAAAUGCAUCAAAAAAGGUGAUUUGUUUUUUCCUCCUCUUCUUCUCCUUUUUAUUUUUAUCAUUAUCAUUUAUCUGAUGUUUUUGGUAUGAUGUUUAUAAAUGCUGUUUUGAUUAUAGAUGUAAUACUACUACUACUAGUAAUAAUAAUAAUAAUAAUAAUAAUAAUAAUAAUAAUGAUAAUAAUAAUAAUAAUAAAAGUGAUUAAAAAAA